Molecule: messenger RNA, 2256 nt
Organism: Cordyceps militaris CM01
Lineage: Eukaryota; Fungi; Ascomycota; Sordariomycetes; Hypocreales; Cordycipitaceae
Product: DUF1446 domain protein
Exons: 5
Coding region: 1-2256 (751 amino acids)
Source: RefSeq, a predicted model, not a curated record
AUGAUUCGGACAAAAUCCGCUCGGACGCGGCUCCGCCAUCGGCUCGGACACAGCCCCGACGGUGUAUCUGCACGCGGACACAAUUCCGACGGUGUUACACCCGCUGCCUGCUGCGGCAAUCUACCAAGUAAACUGCUGUCGCAAUUAUUGAUCAAUGUGUUCCAUCCCAGCAAAAAAACUGUUCCUGGUACGCCAAAUUUGCUCUCUUCCGAGGCAACCACUCACACAAUGACGCGCCCAAGUACGCUCAGAAUUGGCAACAUCUCCGCCGCAACAGGCGACAGCGCUACCUCUAUGGAGCGAAUGAUCAAAUACGGCAAUGUGGACUUCAUCACCGGCGACUGGCUCUCUGAGAUGAACAUUGCAUGGAAUGCCAUCGUCAAGCAGCAAAAUCCAGGUGCAGGCUACGAAAAGGGGUUUCUCGACCAGCUCACAUCGAACCUUGAUGAGAUUGUCGCCAGAGGCAUCAAAGUUGUCACAAAUGCCGGUGCCCUCAACACCACUGCUCUUACGCGACACGUGCGUGAGCUGUGCAAGAGUCGCGGCCAUGACGACGUUCGGGUCGCUGCGGUCCUGGGAGACGACGUCUCAUACAUGAUUCACGACCCGGAAGACGGCCUGGACUAUACCCAUCUGGACCACGAGACUCGGAAGCUGGCCGACUGGGACCUCCAGCCCUUCUGUGGCGCCGCUUACAUCGGGUGCAAGGGCAUCGUCGCGGCGCUGGACUCGGGAGCGCAGAUCGUGAUAUGCGGGCGCUGCACCGACGCGUCGCCCGUCAUGGGUGCUGCCGCCUGGUACUUCAACUGGGCAGAGGACGACUACGACGCCUGGGCCGGCUCGCUGCUCGCCGGCCACCUGAUCGAGUGCGGCGCCUACGUCUGCGGCGCAAACUUUUCCGGCUUCAAGGACUUCAUGGGCGAGCUGGUCGAUCUCGGCUUCCCGAUUGCCGAGAUUGACGAACGCGGACGGUGCGUCAUCACAUCGACGUCUGCAGGCGGUGGGCGGGUGACUGAGGACACGGUUCGGGCUCAGAUCCUAUACGAGCUCCAAGGCCACCUGUACUUGAAUCCUGACGUCGUGGCUGAUCUGGCACAUGUCCAAGUCAAGGCAGAACCGGGGUCGCCGGGCAGAAUCAGAGUUUCGGGCGCUAUCGGUCUGCCUCCACCAGCGACGACCAAGGCAAUGUUCGCGGCCCCUGGAGGUUAUCAGGCCGAGGCAACGUUCUACAUCAAUGGUCUGGAUAUAGAAGCCAAGGAAGCGAUGCUGCGCCGACAGCUGGAUCACAUUUUCAAGGACAGCAAGUUUUGCAAGCUCAGCAUCGAGCGAUACGGCAGCAAGACGGCCGAUCCAGAGAGCCAGCAAGCAGGAACGGUUUUCCUCCGCAUCUUCGCGCAGGCGAGAAACCUCGAGGACAUCAGCUCCCGAAAGUUCAAGGACCCCAUCUAUGCAUUGCGCUUGCAGAGCUAUCCAGGGUACCACAUGAACCUCGACUUCCGGACGAUGGAUCCCAAGCCGUUCAUGGAAAUAUUCCCGACUGUGAUUCCUCGGAACAAGAUCAAGAACCAGGUCGAAAUUUCUCCGGGACAGGUGAUUGACAUACCUCCUGUAAAGGUCACGGCAACCUACCCCGUGGAACGCCCGUCGUACGAGACUGUAAACCCUGUCGAUCUCCUGAGCUUCGGGCCGACCCGGAGUGCACCUCUGGGCCAUGUCGUGCACGCAAGAUCUGGCGAUAAAGCGGACAAUUCCAACAUCGGCUUCUUCUCCCGCUCUGCAUAUGACGACGAAUACGAGUGGCUCAAAAGCUACCUGACGGUGUCUAGACUCAAGCUUUUGCUUGGUGACGAUUGGCACAGAGGUGACGUGACACGUCGUGUUGAGCGUGUUGAAUUUACAGGGGGUAUCGCCUCUUCGGACCGCAUCGAUGGACUUGUUCUUGGAGAGAGGCUUGAUCUAGAAGAGCAAGAGGUGAUGACACUUCUAGGCAAAAGAGAGCGGCACCAGGGAGCUGUUAAAUCAACAACAUAUACAUACACCACGUGGUGUAGAUUGAUUGAUAUCUUCGAAGCAAACCUGGUAGUUUUGGUCCAAGUCUGUGGCUGGGAAACUAAACAAGUCAUCUUGGGGCAGCGCGAACAAUGUGGGCUCAUUUGGUUCCGGUUGAGCUUGAGGCGAGGCUGGCCGUCUCUCGCUCUUUCCUUGCGAAGAAUUCAUGUGGAAGUCCGAGGCAUCAACGAUGACGGCAUCACAUAA